AUGGGCGUUGGCAGUGGCAGCACAGCGGGGCAUCACGGUGCGCAUGGAGGCGCUGCUGCUGGUGGGCAUGGGGGCGGCAUACCACCGCACCAUCGGCCCCGCCAAGACCAUUCCCAAUGGCGGGUGAGCCGCCAUUGCUGCUACUGCUGCUGCUUCUUCCACCUCCACCACCACUGCCAGUCACUCACUCUGUGCUCUGGCACUGCUUGUCCUUCAACAUACCCCCUGCCCCCUUGCCCCAUCGCCUGCACACUCCCUUGCCCCACACUUGCAUGUACGCCCCCUUGCCCCAUCGCCCGCUCGCGCGCCCCCCUUGCCCGCCCGCGCGCCCCCUCGCCCGCCCUUGCCCGCCCGCGCGGCCCCCUCGCCUGCCUGCGCGGCCCCCUCGCCCGCCCUCGCCCGCCCGCGCGGCCCCUUCGCCCGCCCUCGCCCGCCCGCGCGGCCCCCUUGCCCGCCCGCGCGCCCCUCUUGCCCGCCCUCGCCCACCCGCGCGCCUCUCUUGCCCGCCCUCGCCCGCCCGCGCGCCCCCCUCGUCCGCCCUCGCCCGCCCUCGCGCCCCCCUUGCCCGCCCUCACCCGCCCGCGCGGCCCUCUCACCCGCCCUCGCCCGCCCCAUUCGCUCGCCCUCGCCCGCCCCAUCGCCCGUACGCGCGCCCCCUCGCCUGAUUGCCUGCCCGGGUGCCAGAGCUCUUGCUAA
Messenger RNA from Closterium sp. Naga37s-1, 696 nucleotides. Lineage: Eukaryota; Viridiplantae; Streptophyta; Zygnematophyceae; Desmidiales; Closteriaceae. The record is from the annotation of a GenBank genome assembly.